This is a messenger RNA of Phytomonas sp. Hart1, 930 nucleotides long. NCBI's taxonomy places the organism in Eukaryota, Euglenozoa, Kinetoplastea, Trypanosomatida, Trypanosomatidae. The record is from the annotation of a GenBank genome assembly.
GAUUAUUACAAAGUUUAACGAAAUAUACAAAUUGCUUUUUUUGUGUACACCACAUUUUUAUAUCUCCACGUCACAGUUGCUAAAUAAGAAUCUUAAAUAUAAAAGGUGAAUUAACCCCCAAUUUUGAUUCUAAUUGCAGAAUGCCUAUUGAUCUAGGUUCGUUGUUUAAAAUUUUCACGGACUCCCUUUGUGGGCCGGUUGAUAUGAGUAAUCCUGCCGCGGCCGACUUCGCGAUGUUGAUGAUGUUCAACGGCUUUAUGGUCGGAAAUUGGAAUGCCAUCAAUAACACGCUAAGCCCUGUCAAGUCCUUCCUCGCCAGCACGGGCGAGUUCGCGUCGGUGGAGCAGCGCCAGCAAAUCAUUUCCGCCAUGCUUGAAAAGGCGUUCAAGGGCCUCAGCUUUGAUACGCGCAUUAAUCUCUUCAUCGGCGAUCACGCAAAGGACAAUUCCGACCCCCUCAACAGCUGCCUUUUGCUCGCGAACCAACAUCUGCUGCGGAUUGUCGACGCCUACGUCAGCUUCGACGUCUCGAGCGGCACCACCUUCGCCGAGGGGAUUCACGCGAUCCUUCGCGAUUUCGCCAAGGGCUGGCAUGCGGCCCUCUCCGAGGCUUUUUCGGGCCCCAACAAGGCUUUGGAGUUUGUGAAGCUCCUCUCGGAGGCCGCGGCGAUCCAGAUCCCGGGCCCUGUUUCGGACAAACCGCUAAAGGCAAGGAUGUUCGCGGAGAUGAUGGUCAAACUUUACACCAAGCUGGUGAACGAAGGCACCUCACAAAGUACGGUUUCACGCUGAGAAUACUCAAGCGCGAGUAUUCCCGAUAAGACUAUUAAUCUAUCGACUGUUCCCCAUCACUGGGCCAGCUAACUAAACGUCCACUAAAACGUCCUGUCAAGAGUCCCAAUGCCUCAGGGGGGCUGCGGUGGCUUCUUUU